ACUUCAAAACAAUUCCAUCUAUGGCCGCCUUAACUCGCUCUAUUCUCUUCGUCUUCUUCCUCGUUCUCAGCAAACCAACACCUUCUUCUUCAAUUCCUCUUCCCUUUUAUAACUUCCAAACCCUUCUCUCCCUCUCUCACUCACUCCUAGACCGUGUUGCCAACCACCGCGCCGCCCGCGGCGAUGCUCUGGGUUCGGCUCGGGCACGGUCCCUUGCCCGAAGCAUUGAGCGAGGGCUUGGCCUGGGGUUCUGGAAACUCAUGUGGAAUCUCGGAUGGGACUACGCUCGAAACUACGCUUGGAGAGAUGCGAUGUCGUUCGAGAUGCUUGGCACCGUCUCGGACUUGAACGAGUUGCUCACAGCAUUGGGAGAGUUUAGUCGGGUUGGAUCUGAUGUGGAGAGUCGGGUUGCGUGGGUGAGUCGAAAUUACAGAAAUGUCUUUAAGGUUGCUACCAAUCUUUCUGGUAAACUGCUCAAGGUGUUUCGUCAGUCUGGUCCAUUGAAAGAAGUGAUGGAGACUGUCCAAAAGGAAUUGGUAGAUGGAGACUUGUUGAAGGACUGCUUGGAGUUGGGAGGCAACGAUUUAAAGGGGUUGAUCCAAGUGUUGAAGGAUAUUGCUGUCCAGUUCACUUCCACUUCUACCCGAACAGACUUGUAAUUUCUUGCACACUAUACGUACCCUUGUAUGUAAUACUAAUCCACUUCUAAUGUUUUGCUUGAAUUCCCACCUUAAAUUUUACGCCAUUUGUUUGUUUCAACUGUUUGAGCAUUUUCUUAUGUUAGUU
Molecule: messenger RNA, 786 nt
Organism: Cuscuta europaea
Lineage: Eukaryota; Viridiplantae; Streptophyta; Magnoliopsida; Solanales; Convolvulaceae
Source: the annotation of a GenBank genome assembly